Molecule: messenger RNA, 1761 nt
Organism: Empidonax traillii (willow flycatcher)
Lineage: Eukaryota; Metazoa; Chordata; Aves; Passeriformes; Tyrannidae
Gene: CCNL2
Product: cyclin L2
Exons: 7
Coding region: 856-1761 (301 amino acids)
Biological process (GO): regulation of transcription by RNA polymerase II
Cellular component (GO): nucleus
Molecular function (GO): cyclin-dependent protein serine/threonine kinase regulator activity
Source: RefSeq, a predicted model, not a curated record
CUUGUUCUAAGAGACCAGAAGGGGCAGUAGCAGAAAUAUGUCACUUGAGGCACUGGGCAGCAUUGCUCAGGAGUGCUUGGGGCCACACCAGACAGAUCCACUGUCCUUGGCGUGCCCCAAACUACUUCCCAAAUGUUGAUCGGCCUCUUAAGUCAGAGGCACUGUUUUAAUGGUAAGGUAGCUUUCCACCCUGACUUCUCACUUCCCUCCUCUCUGCUUCCACUUUUUCAGCUAAAGGGAAAAUGUUGGGGUGGGUUUUAGUGUUUCCUUGGGUUUUUGUUGUUCAUGUGUAGUUCAAGUCUGUUUCCAGUGCUGGGAAAUGGCUUUUCCCGGGGCUUGAGCUCGAUUACAGGUGUAUCAAAACCUCAGCACAGAUACAUUUCUGUUAUCUAUGUGGAUAAUGCAAGUUGUCAGCUUCUAAGCCUGGAUAGAUGGAUAGACUGCAUUCUUGUUUGCCAAGAAAUGUCCUCUGCCUUAUCGCUCUCAUUACAAUAAAUACUUGCUUGGGGGUGGGAAGCUUCUGUAAAAUUCCAGGUCUUAAAACUUAACAACUGAUAAAUAAAUGCUUUGAAACCGUAAUGCUUUUUUUAACAAUAGCUUGGUGUUAAAAAAUAAAAAAAACACCUUUUAGUGAAUCCAAAGACCAUAUUUCUGCUGACUGAACUGUCUGGUACUGUGACCUGUGUGUAGAGAACCAGUUUUGACUUUUCUUUUCUGUACUCUUUUAAUCAAAGGGUAGCCUCUGAGGGUAAGUGACUAAGACUUCUCCUCUGCUGCCCAUGGUGCAGGGAUAGCUGCCGUCUUCAGUCAACCCAAAGCUCUCCAAAGAGAAGGCUGGCUCUAGACAGGAACUACAUGAAUGACAGCCUGAGAACAGAUGUCUUUGUGAGGUUCCAGCCAGAAAGCAUUGCCUGUGCGUGCAUUUACCUGGCAGCCAGGACGCUGGAGAUCCCGCUUCCCAAUCGCCCGCACUGGUUUUUGCUGUUCGGAGCGACCGAGGAAGAAAUCCAAGAAAUCUGCUUGAAAAUCUUGCAGCUCUACACGCGGAAAAAGGUGGAUUUGUCUGACCUGGAAAGUAAAAUAGAAAAGAAGAAAUUGGCCAUUGAAGAGGCAAAAGCACAAGCUAAAGGUCUGGUACCUGAGGGAAUCCCGAACUUGGAUAACACAUCAGGAUUUUCCCCUGCCCCGAAAAAUGAGUCCCCAAAGGAGGUUAAAGGAAAUAAACCUUCCCCGCUCCCUGUCCAGGCAAUGAAGAAUGCUAAAAGGAAAACAGAGGGAGCCAAAAGAACGAGCUCCAACAGCCCAGUGAAUGGUGUCCAGAAAGGGAGAGAGAGCAGAAGUCGGAGUGGGAGCAGAGAUCAGAGUUACUCCAGAUCAGCCUCGAGAUCUGCAUCCCCCAAGCACAGGAAAAGCGAGAGUUACUCCACCUCCAGCGGCUCCAAAUCCCACAGCCGUUCCCGCAGCCGCAGCGAUUCCCCCCCCCGCCAGUUCAACCACAGCUCGGCCUACAAGGGCUCCAAGGUGAGGAGCUACAAGAAAUCCAAAGACUACAAAUACUCCACCCACAAGGCCCGCAAGUCCCGCUCCCGCAGCUCGUCCCGCUCCCGCAGCCGCUCCCGGGAGCGCUCGGACCACUCGGGGAAGUACAAGAAGAAGAGCCACUACUACAGGAACCACCGGCACGAGCGCUCCCGCUCCUACGAGCGCGCCGGGCACCGCUACGAGCGCGAGCACCCCGGGCACAGCCGGCACCGCCGCUGA